Molecule: messenger RNA, 18739 nt
Organism: Coregonus sp. 'balchen'
Lineage: Eukaryota; Metazoa; Chordata; Actinopteri; Salmoniformes; Salmonidae
Source: the annotation of a GenBank genome assembly
AUGAGUGGAGCUGCGCUGGGCAUUGAGAUAGUGGUGGUGUUCUUCCUGGCUCUGUUCCUGCUGCAUCGCUAUGCAGACUUCCGUAAGCAGCAGAGGAUGGUGCUGUUUGGCACCUUGCUGGCCUGGUACCUGUGUUUCCUCAUCGUCUUCAUUCUUCCUCUGGACAUCAGUACGGUUAGUACUAUUGCCCUCAUUCACCACCAAAGCUCCAUCUUAUCCAUUCCCUUUUUCAAGAAACUCCUAACUUGGAUGAAAAUGGUGACCCGUAACUUGGUGUGUCUGUGUGUUUGCAGACCUUUCUGAUAUCAAAUCAAAUUUUAUUUGUCACAUGCUUCAUAAAACAACAGGUGUGCAUUAACAGUGAAAUGCUUACUUACGGGCCCUUUCCAACAAUGCAGAGAGAAAGAAAAUAGAGAAAUAAUAGAAAAGUAAAACACAUAAUAAUAAAAGUAAUAAUAGAUACACAAUGAGUAACGAUAACUUGGCUAUAUACAAGGGCUACCAGUACCGAGUCGAUGUGCAGGGGUGUAUAUAUAUAUAUAUAUAUAUAUAUAUAUAUAUAUAUAUAAAAAUCACCUUUAUUUAACCAGGUAAGCCAGUUGAGAACAAGUUCUCAUUUACAACUGCGACCUGGCCAAGAUAAAGCAAAGUAGUGCGAUAAAAACAACAACACAGAGUUACAUAUGGGGUAAAAAAAUACAUAAAGUCAAAAAAAUAUAUAUAUAUAUAUAUAUAUACAGUGUGUGCAAAUGUAGCAAGUUAUGGAGGUAAGGCAAUAAAUAGGCUAUAGUGCAAAAAUAAUUACAAUUAGUAUUAACACUGGAAUGCUAGAUGUGCAAGAGAUGAUGUGCAAAUAGAGAUACUGGGGUGCAAAAGAGCAAAAUAAAUAACAACAUAGGGAUGAGGUAGUUGGGUAGGCUAAUUUCAGAUGGGCUGUGUACAGAUGCAGUGAUCGGUAAGGUGCUCUGACAACUGAUGCUUAAAGUUAGUGAGGGAGAUAAGAGUCUCCAGCUUCAGAGAUUUUUGCAAUUCGUUCCAGUCAUUGAGGUAGAUACAGUGGGGGAAAAAAGUAUUUAGUCAGCCACCAAUUGUGCAAGUUCUCCCACUUAAAAAGAUGAGAGAGGCCUGUAAUUUUCAUCAUAGGUACACGUAAACUAUGACAGACAAAAUGAGAAAAUCACAUUGUAGGAUUUUUUAUGAAUUUAUUUGCAAAUUAUGGUGGAAAAUAAGUAUUUGGUCAAUAACAAAAGUUUCUCAAUACUUUGUUAUAUACCCUUUGUUGGCAAUGACACAGGUCAAACGUUUUCUGUAAGUCUUCACAAGGUUUUCACACACUGUUGCUGGUAUUUUGGCCCAUUCCUCCAUGCAGAUCUCCUCUAGAGCAGUGAUGUUUUGGGGCUGUCGCUGGGCAACACGGACUUUCAACUCCCUCCAAAGAUUUUCUAUGGGGUUGAGAUCUGGAGACUGGCUAGGCCACUCCAGGACCUUGAAAUGCUUCUUACGAAGCCACUCCUUCGUUGCCCGGGCGGUGUGUUUGGGAUCAUUGUCAUGCUGAAAGACCCAGCCACGUUUCAUCUUCAAUGCCCUUGCUGAUGGAAGGAGGUUUUCACUCAAAAUCUCAUGAUACAUGGCCCCAUUCAUUCUUUCCUUUACACGGAUCAGUCGUCCUGGUCCCUUUGCAGAAAAACAGCCCCAAAGCAUGAUGUUUCCACCCCCAUGCUUCACAGUAGGUAUGGUGUUGGGGCGGCGCGCAUUUGGCCCAGCGUCGUCCAGGGUAGGGGAGGGAAUGGCCGGCAGGGAUGUAGCUCAGUUGGUAGAGCAUGGCGUUUGCAACGCCAGGGUUGUGGGUUCGAUUCCCACAGGGGGUAUGAAAAAAUAAAAAAUAAUGUAUGCACUAACUGUAAGUCGCUCUGGAUAAGAGCGUCUGCUAAAUGACUAAAAUGUAAAUGUGUUCUUUGGAUGCAACUCAGCAUUCUUUGUCCUCCAAACACGACGAGUUGAGUUUUUACCAAAAAGUUCUAUUUUGGUUUCAUCUGACCAUAUGACAUUCUCCCAAUCCUCUUCUGGAUCAUCCAAAUGCACUCUAGCAAACUUCAGACGGGCCUGGACAUGUACUGGCUUAAGCAGGGGGACACGUCUGGCACUGCAGGAUAUGAGUCCCUGGCGGCGUAGUGUGUUACUGAUGGUAGGCUUUGUUACUUUGGUCCCAGCUCUCUGCAGGUCAUUCACUAGGUCCCCCCGUGUGGUUCUGGGAUUUUUGCUCACCGUUCUUUUGAUCAUUUUGACCCCACGGGGUGAGAUCUUGCGUGGAGCCCCAGAUCGAGGGAGAUUAUCAGUGGUCUUGUAUGUCUUCAAUUUCCUAAUAAUUGCUCCCACAGUUGAUUUCUUCAAACCAAGCUGCUUACCUAUUGCAGAUUCAGUCUUCCCAGCCUGGUGCAGGUCUACAAUUUUGUUUCUGGUGUCCUUUGACAGCUCUUUGGUCUUGGCCAUAGUGGAGUUUGGAGUGUGACUGUUUGAGGUUGUGGACAGGUGUCUUUUAUACUGAUAACAAGUUCAAACAGGUGCCAUUUAAUACAGGUAAAGAGUGGAGGACAGAGGAGCCUCUUAAAGAAGUUGUUACAGGUCUGUGAGAGCCAGAAAUCUUGCUUGUUUGUAGGUGACCAAAUACUUAUUUUCCACCAUAAUUUGCAAAUAAAUUCAUUAAAAAUCCUACAAUGUGAUUUUCUGGAUUUUUUUUCCUCAAUUUGUCUGUCAUAGUUGACGUGUACCUAUGAUGAAAAUUACAGGCCUCUCUCAUCUUUUUAAGUGGGAGAACUUGCACAAUUGGUGGCUGACUAAAUACUUUUUUCCCCACUUAAGUGCCUUCAGAAAGUAUUCAGACCCCUUGACUUCUUCCACAUUUUGUUACGUUAUAGCCUUAUUCUAAAAUGGAUUAAAUAAAUAUAAAUCCUCAGCAAUCUACACACAAUACCCCAUAAUGACAAAGCGAAAACAGCUUUUUAGAAAUUCUAGCAAAUUUACUACAAAUAAAAAACAGAAAUACCUUAUUCUACCUGUGGUAAAUUCAAUUGAUUGGACAUGAUUUGGAAAGGCACACAACUGUCUAUAAAAAGUCCCAAAGUUGACAGUGCAUAUCACAGCAAAAACCAAGCCAUGAGGUCGAAGGAAUUGUCCGUAGAGCUCAGAGACAGGAUUGGGUCGAGGCACAGAUCUGGGGAAGAGUACCAAAACAUUUCUGCAGCAUUGAAGGGCCCCAAGAACACAGUGCCCUCCAUCAUACUUAAAUGGAAGAAGUUUGGAACCACCAAGACCCUUCCUAGAGCUGGCCAAACGGAGCAAUCGGGGGAGAAGGGCCUUGGUCAAGGAGGUGACUAAGAACCCAAUGGUCACUCUGACAGAGCUCUAGAGUUCCUCUGUGGAGAUGGGAGAACCUUCCAGAAUGACAACCAUCUCUGCAGCACUCCACCAAUCAGGCCUUUAUGGUAGAGUGGUCAGACGGAAGCCACUCCUCAGUAAAAGGCACAUGACAGCCCGCUUGGUGUUUGCCAAAAGGCACCUAAAGGGUAAAUGCAGAUAGUCCUGGUAGGUAUUUAACUAAACUAUUUAACUAAACUAUUUAACAGUCUUAUGGAUUGGGGGUAGAGGCUGUUCAGGGUCCUGUUGGUUCCAGACUUGGUGCAUCGAUACCACUUGCCGUGCGGUAGCAGAGAGAACAGUCUAUGACUUCGGUGGCUGGAGUCUUUGACAAUUUUCAGGGACUUAUCUUCCUUUGUCUGUGUGUUUGUUUGGACCUUUCAGACAAUCUACAAGCAAUGUAAGAUUGAUCAUGAAGAACAUGCCUCCGUAUCCACGGUGACCCCACUGCUCUCCAAUCAAACUGCAGGAAACGCAACUACGGCCACACCCACUAAAAGGUUAGUGCCUAAGUCAUCAUAUGUUCACGUGUCAUAGGAUUAGGUUCAGCACUCAGGGGAAUGACAUGACAGGUCAGGAUUUGGUUGAACAAAACACUAGCAUGUGCAGUAGUUACCAACGACCAGGGAAGAGGGUCCUAGACAGAAAGCAGAAGGCAGGAACCACUGCUGUAAUUCAAAACAUGAGACCGUGUUUUAGCCGUCUUCUCAAACCGGUUUUGCAGAAGCUGAUCUAAAUAAGAUUACCAGGCAGAUUUUGUUUAUCUUCUGUCACACAUUCAUUUGCAACAGCUAAAAGUCCACUCUCUUCCCAUCAUGAAAUGUCAAGUACGUCGGGUCAUUUUUAUACUGAACAAAAAUAGAAACGCAACAUGCAACAUUUUCAUUGAUUUUACGGAGUUACAGUUCAUAUGAGAAAAUAGGUCAAUUGAAAUAAAUUCAAUAGACCCUAAUCUAUGGAUUUCACAUGACUGGGAAUACAGAUAUGCAUCUGUUGGUCACACAAUGGGCAUCAGGAUCUCGUCACUGUAUUUUUGAGCAUUCAAAUUGCCAUUGAUAAAAUGCAAUUGUGUUCGUUGUCCGUAGCUUAUCCCUGCCCAUACCAUAACUCCACCGCCACCAUGGUGCACUCUGUUCACAACAUUGACAUCAGCAAACUGCUCGCCUCCACAACGGCAUCCACAUGGUCUGCAGUUGAGGCCGGUUGGACGUACUGCUAAAUUCUCUAAAACGAUGUUGGAGGCGGCUUAUGGUAGAGAAAUGAACAUUAAAUUAUCUGGCAACAGCUCUGGUGGACAUUCCUGCAGUCAGCAUGUCAAUUGCACGCUCCCUCAACCCCUCAAGACAUCUGUGGCAUUGUGUUGUGUGACAAAACUGCUCAUUUUAGUGUGGCCUUUUAUUGUCCCCAGCACAAGGUGCACCUGUGUAAUGAUCAUGUUCUUUAAUCAGCUUCUUGAUAUGCCACACCUGUCAGGUGGAUGGAUUAUCUUGGCAAAGGAGAAAUGCUCACUAACAGGGAUGUAAACAAAUGUGUGCACAAAAUUUGAGCAAAAUAAGCUUUUUUUGCAUCUGGAAAAUUUCUGGGAUCUUUUAUUUCAGCUCAUGAAACAUGGGACCAACACUUUACAUGUUCCGUUUAUAUUUAAUUUUUUUCAGUGUAGUUUUGCUUGACUGUAGUUAUGUACAGUGUUUUCUCCCUGACAGUCUGACAUAUUACCCUAAUAGUCUAUACAAGGCAAACAUUGGGGUUUUAAUAAGAAGAUCAACGUUUGUGCUUUGCUCCAGUAUCAAUGUUUUUGAUUCCUCCUAAAUAGGUCACCAUCAGUAUAGCAGUAGGUAAUAGCAUCAGCUUUUGUCAUUUCAUUCCCCUCCAGAUGUUGAUUUCUUCAAUGUUCCCAGACCUUGCUAACUGCAUAUCAACACUGUUUGUAUGUUUUCCAUGACAGUGUUCCAAAGGUGUGUUACAAGCCAUGGAGCUAUAUUCCGGAUGGAAUCAUGCCUGUGUUCUGGAGGGUUGUUUACUGGACAUCUCAGUGUCUCACCUGGUGAGUGCUUGACACUGUUUGGCCUUGUAUUUAAUUGUACUGGAAACACUACUGAUCAGAAAUGGUCUCGAAGUUUGUUCAUUUUGACUGAUUUACUAAGAGACAGACAGACCGACCUUCCUUACUAAGUCAACUAUCUGCCUCUGUCCCUACUAAAAAUGUUAUCUUAAAACACACCAAAAAAGCACACUCUACACCUGCCUUACUCCAGAUCUUGUUGGCUUUGCAGGCUGCUUCUGCCCUUCAUGCAAUCGUAUGCACGCUCGGGGGGCUUCUCCAUCACUGGGAAAAUAAAGACUGCACUGAUAGAGAACGCCAUUUAUUACGGGACAUACCUGCUCAUCUUUGGAUCGUUGCUUAUCUAUGUGGCCGUACACCCUCAGUGGCACCUCUCCUGGUGAGUGCACAGCAACAUGGACAAAUUAGACUUGAGGUUUGGAAAGUGGGCUGUUGACUACAAAAAAAAAAAAGUUCACAUUCAGCAUUUCAACACAUUGUAUUCUACACAACACAGUACUAACAUAGAAAGGUAAUUAGAAGGAACCAUGUAUGUCUCACUUAAAUGUGGUUUGGUCUGUCCCCCUGUCUCUCUCCAGGUAUGAGCUGCAGACAAUAGGUAUCACUGCAGCCAACACCUGGGGCCUGUUCCUGCUGGUGCUGUUGCUGGGUUAUGGCCUGGUGGAGAUUCCGCGUUCCUAUUGGAACGCCUCGCGGCGGGGACACCUGCUCAUCAAGACCUACUUCAAGGCAGCCAAGCUGAUGACAGAGAAGGCUGAUGCAGAGGAGAACCUAGAGGAUGUCAUGGAGGUAGGGAAUGGUUUCUGCUCUGACUACAAAAUGUAGACAUUAUAGCGGUCUGUUUCUUAGAAACUUUAAUUGAUGUCCUUCUCUAUUUGCUGUGGAUCUGUUUUAGGAAGUGAGAAAAGUCCAAGAAUCAAUCAAGUAUAACCACCCACUGAGGAAGUACAUCGAUACUAUUCUUAGAAAGGUAAGAUUAAAGAAGGACAAAGCUUCACAAACAAAGAAACAAUGACAUAUUCUUAGUGAAGAAUGUGGAGCCCAACCCCACAAUGUUAUUGAGUGAGAUGUGUGCACUCUCUCCACUCCAUGUGCUUAAAGGGAAGAUUAAACAAGUGAGGAAUGUGGAGUGGCCUGAGAAAGUCCAGUGCCUUUGUUGAUCCUAACCAUAAACUUAGCUAGAGGUCCCAUUAUGGGGGUCUAGAGUCCUCUAUCUAUCACUAUGAUCCUAACAGAGUUUUCUCUCUUAGUGCCCUGUGGAGUACCAGGAGAAGAUGGGCAGAAACAUGGAUGACUAUGAGGACUUUGAUGACAAACAGAACACCUAUCCUAGUGAGAAGAACCUGGUGAAGCUUCACAAACAGGUAAAAUUAAGAAAUGUACACAGUAUUAGCUAGUCAACAGUUUUAUUUUGCAGACAUUUUAUUGUUUUCUUUGUCAUUUUGCUGACUAUAUCCAGACUUCUGUAUAGGGUGCAUCCAUUUGAAUUCAAUCACUUUUUGACAGCACCCCUUUUGAUUUGAACGAAACCUUCCAUACAUACACUAUAUAUACAAAAGUAUGUGGACACCACUUAAAAUGUGUGCAUUCUGCUAUUUCAGCCACAUCCGUUGCUGACAGGUGUAUAAAAUCGAGCACACAGCCAUGCAAUCUUCACAGACAAUCAUUGGCAGUAGAAUGGCCUUACUGAAGAGCCACCUUUCCAACAAGUCAGUUAGUUAAAUUUCUGCCCUGCUAGAGCUGCCCCAGUCAACUGUAUGUGCUGUUAUUGUGAAGUGGAAACGUCUAGGAGCAACAACGGCUCAGCCGCGAAGUGGUAGGUCACACAAGCUCACAGAACGGGACCGCCGAGUGCUGAAGCGCAUAGAGCGUAAAAAUCGUCUGCUCUCGGUUGCAACACUCACUACCAAGUUCCAAACUGCCUCUGCAAGCAACGUCUGCACAAUAACUGUUUGUCAGGAGCUUCAUGAAAUGGGUUUCCAUGGCCGAGCAGCCGCACACAAGCCUAAGAUCACCAUGCGCAAUACCAAGCGUCAGCUGGAGUGGUGUAAAGCUCGCCGCCAUUGGACUCUGGAGCAGUGGAAACGCGUUCUCUGGAGUGAUGAAUCAUGCUUCACCAUCUUGCACCAUCUGCCAGAAGAACGAACGCUACCUGCCCGAAUGCAUAGUGGCAACUGUAAAGUUUGGUGCAGGAAGAAUAAUGGUCUGGGGCUGUUUUUCAUGGUUUGGGCUAGGCCCCUUAGUUCCAGUGAUGGGAAAUCUUAACGCUACAGCAUACAAUGACGUUCUAGACGAUUCUGUGCUUCCAACUUUGUGGCAAAAGUUUGGGGAAGGCCCUUUCCUGUUUCAGCAUGACAAUGCCCUCGUGCACAAAGCGAGGUCCAUACAGAAAUGGUUUGUCGAUCGGUGUGGAAGAACUUGACUGGCCUGCUCAGAGCCCUGACCUCAACCCCAUCGAACACCUUUGGGAUGAGUUAGUCCACCCAGCAAUGUUCCAACAUCUAGUGGAAAGCUUACCCAGAAGAGUGGAGGCUGUUAUAGCAACAAAGGGGGGACCAACUCCAUAUUAAUGACCGUGAUUUUGGAAUGAGAUGUUCGACGAGCAGGUAUCCACAUACUUUUGUUCAUAUAGUGUAUCCUCUGUAGCUCAGCUGGUAGAGCACGGCGCUUGUAACGCCAAGGUAGUGGGUUCGAUCCCCGGGACCACCCAUACACAAAAAAUGUAUGCACGCAUGACUGUAAGUCGCUUUGGAUAAAAGCGUCUGCUAAAUGGCAUAUUAUUAUUAUUAUGUAGUGUAGGAAUAACAUUUACAUUUCAACUUUCAAAUUGUACCUCAAAGAUGGUUGGAGGUCCACACAUCAGAGAAUGUUGACUUGAAUGGGAAUAUCCAUAGGAAAAAUAUAGAAAUUAUAUAAAUAUAGAUAAUAGAAUAGACAUGACCAUUUAAGUUGAGACUGUGGGUGGACUGGCGGCCAUCUUUGUGGUAGGAAUUAGAAGUUACAAUUUCAAUUUCAAUGGUGUACCAGCAACACUGCAGUGGUCUAAAGGGAUAGGUCCAUUCUAUGAUUUUUAUUUAUAUGAUUGAAAUGACACUCAUCCUUUAUUCCAUCUGAGAUUACACGUUUUUAGAUCAUUUACGUUAAAGGUUAAAUGUCAUAAUUUGUAUUACAUAAAAAUAAAAAUAAAUAGUUUGACAACCCUGUUUUGUAAGCUUUUAAAUUAUAUCAAACUCAACUGUUUAUCUUUUCCAGUGAUGAAGUCAUGGAUGUCUCAUGGUAUGGUUGGGUAUGCAAAAUGGGUCAACUUUGAGCACCUCUGUUUUGGCAUUUAGGUCUAAAAAGUCACUUUCUGACCACUUGGAAAGUUUUAUUUAAAUCAAAAGGGAUGCUGUCAAAAAGUGAAUGAAUUCAAAUGGAUUUACUCUAAACCCUAAUUUGAGGAUGUGGUUCUUUGUGAAUGGUCAGGUGAUCUACGCAGUGCAGAGGCACAACAGGACCCAUGUCCAGUGGCAGAUCCUCCUGCAGCAGGCUAUGCACCUGGAGGACGUGGCCAAGAAUGAGACCAGCUCAGCCCACCAGUUUGUCCACAGCUUCCCCUCCACAGAACCAACUAGCUGGCUCAGCCCAUACUUAUACACUCCUACUGUAGGUGGGUCACACAGCUCCUCACAGUUCACACCUUCUGGGUCAACUCUACAACUGAUGGUUCACUCACACCUACAAACAAAACACGAAGCAGAUUUCACUUCUUUGGAAAACAGCCCUAAUGUUGGAAACAAACAUCAUUAUGUUGACAUCAAGAAUCAUAUUUAUUUAUUUUCCAAGCUAUAGCACACAAUAUUUUACAUUCAAUAGGUUAUUUAAAGGACCAAAGUGUUUGGUUAGCUUUGUGUUUUCAUUUUUACCAUGGACAAAAAUAUUGCGAUACUGGUAUUGUCACACCCCUACUGUGUGUCUUCCAUUCCUCUCCUCACUUGGGAUUUUACUCCAUUUCUAAGAUCCUUGGAGAGCUUAUGUGUUUAAUAUGUUGUUCUUCUCCAGAGUGGUACUGGGAGUGCCUGCUGAGACAGUGGUUCUACCGGCUGCUGGCUGUGGUACUGUCUCUGUUCUCUGUGGGUGUGGUGUGGUCUGAGUGCACCUUCUUCAGCAUCCACCCGGUCCUCUCACUCUUCGCUGUCUUCAUCCAGCUCGCUGAGAGAGACUACAACUAUUUGUACAUCGAGGUGAGACGCCAAUGGAAAGCAAUUACCAGUGUACUACUGUACUAAUUGGUGUAUCUGGUAAUAUCUGUAUAGAAAGAAAGUUGCACACUCUAUACAUGCUCCCAACAACGUUAUCUUAUCUGAUCAUAUCAACAUCCAGUGGGUUCCUGUUGUGUAUGUAUAAUUAAAUUGCAGGUUGUCAGGUCUCUCAUGUGAAGGUUAUUGUUUUGUCCACUAGAUGGCGUGCUUCAUCACCAUCUUCUUCCUGUGUACCUGCGUUUACUCCACUGUGUUCCGGAUCCGAGUGUUCAACUACUACUACCUGGCCUCACACCACCAGACUGACGCCUACAGCCUGCAGUUCAGUGGCAUGUAAGUGACUGGGUGGUAGAGCGAAGUGAGGGGAGGAAUGUGGGUCUGAUUGGACAGCAUUAGCUAAGUAUUAAUCUCUUGUAAACAUUUCUACAGUACCAGUCAGAAGUUUGGACACACCUACUCAUUCGAUUUUUCUAUAUUUUUACUAUUUUCUACAUUGUAGAAUAAUAGUGAAGACAUCAAAACUAAGAAAUAACAUAUAUGGAAUCAUGUAGUAACCAUAAAAGUGUUAAACAAAUAAAAAUAUAUUUGAGAUUCUUCAAAUAGCCACCCUUUGCCUUGAUGACAGCUUUGCACACUUAUGGCAUUCUCUCAACCAGCUUCACCUGGAAUGCUUUUCCAACAGUCUUGAAGGAGUUCACACAUAUGCUGAGAACUUGUUGGCUACUUUUCCUUCACUCUGCCGUCCGACUCAUCCCAAGCCAUCUCGAUUGGGUUGAGGUUGGGGGAUUGUGGAGGCCAGGUCAUCUGAUGCAGCACUCCAUCACUCUCCUUGGUAAAAUAGCCCUUACACAGCCUGGAGGUGUGUUGGGUCAUUGUUCUGUUGAAAAACAAAUGAUAGUCCCACUAAGCCCAAACCAGAUGGGAUGGCGUAUCGCUGCAGAAUGCUGUGGUAGCCAUGCUGGUUAAGUGUGCCUUGAAUUCUAAAUAAAUCACAGACAGUGUCACCAGCAAAGCACCCCCACACCACAGCAUUCACCCACACCGCGUCUUACAUAGACAUAGCGGUUGGAACCAAAAAUCUCAAAUUUGGACUCCAGACCAAAGGACACAUUUCCACCAGUCUAAUGUCCAUUGCUCGUGUUUCUUGGCCCAAGCAGGUCUCUUCUUCUUAUUGGUGUCCUUUAGUAGUUUUUUAUUUGCAGUAAUUCGACCAGGAAGCCUGAUUCACACAGUCCCCUCUGAACAGUUGAUGUUGAGCUGUGUCUGUGACUUGAACUCUGUGAAGCAUUUAUUUGGGCUGCAAUUUCUGAGGCUGGUAACGCUAAUGAACUUAACUUCUGCAGCAGAGGUAAAUCUGGGUCUUCCAUUCCUGUGGCGGUCCUCAUGAGAGCCCGUUUCAUCAUAGCGCUUGAUGGUUUUUGCAACUGCACUUGAAGAAACGUUCAAAGUUCUUUAAAUUUUCCAUAUUGACUGACCUUCAUGUCUUAAAGUAAUGGACUGUCGUUUCUCUUUGCUUAUUUGAGCUGUUCUUGCCAUAAUAUGGACUUGGUAUUUAACCAAAUAGGGCUAUCUUCUGUAUACCCCCCUACCUUGUCACAACACAACUAAAUGGCUCAAACGCAUUAAGUAAAGAAAUUCCACAAAUUAACUUUUAAGAAGGCACACCUGUUAAUUGAAAUGCAUUCGAGGUGACUACCUCAUGAAGCUGGUUGAGAGAAUGCCAAGAGUGUGCAAAGUUGUCAUCAAGGCAAAGGGUGGCUAUUUGAACAAUCUCAAAUAUACACUGCUCAAAAAAAAAGGGAACACAAAAAUAACACAUCCUAGAUCUGAAUGAAUGAAAUAAUCUUAUUAAAUACUUUUUUCUUUACAUAGUUGAAUGUGCUGACAACAAAAUCACACAAAAAUUAUCAAUGGAAAUCAAAUUUAUCAACCCAUGGAGGUCUGGAUUUGGAGUCACCCUCAAAAUUAAAGUGGAAAACCACACUACAGGCUGAUCCAACUUUGAUGUAAUGUCCUUAAAACAAGUCAAAAUGAGGCUCAGUAGUGUGUGUGGCCUCCACGUGCCUGUAUGACCUCCCUACAACGCCUGGGCAUGCUCCUGAUGAGGUGGCGGAUGGUCUCCUGUGGGAUCUCCUCCCAGACCUGGACUAAAGCAUCCGCCAACUCCUGGACAGUCUGUGGUGCAACGUGGCAUUGGUGGAUGGAUGGAGCGAGACAUGAUGUCCCAGAUGUGCUCAAUUGGAUUCAGGUCUGGGGAACGGGCGGUCCAUAGCAUCAAUGCCUUCCUCUUGCAGGAACUGCUGACACACUCCAGCCACAUGAGGUCUAGCAUUGUCUUGCAUUAGGAGGAACCCAGGGCCAACCGCACCAGCAUAUGGUCUCACAAGGGGUCUGAGGAUCUCAUUUCGGUACCUAAUGGCAGUCAGGCUACCUCUGGCGAGCACAUGGAGUGCUGUGCGGCCCCCCAAAGAAAUGCCACCCCACACCAUGACUGACCCACCGCCAAACCGGUCAUGCUGGAGGAUGUUGCAGGCAGCAGAACGUUCUCCACGGUGUCUCCAGACUCUGUCACGUCUGUCACGUGCUCAGUGUGAACCUGCUUUCAUCUGUGAAGAGCACAGGGCGCCAGUGGCGAAUUUGCCAAUCUUGGUGUUCUCUGGCAAAUGCCAAACGUCCUGCACGGUGUUGGGCUGUAAGCACAACCCCCACCAGUGGACGUCGGGCCCUCAUACCACCCUCACGGAGUCUGUUUCUGACCGUUUGAGCAGACACAUGCACAUUUGUGGCCUGCUAGAGGUCAUUUUGCAGGGCUCUGGCAGUGCUCCUCCUGCUCCUCCUUGCACAAAGGCGGAGGUAGCAGUCCUGUUGCUGGGGGGGGGGACAUUUGGCCCGUAACUUGCAAAGAGAGACGGUGGAGCUCCGCGUUCCACUCCUUGUUCUAGCAUAUCUUCAUCUAUUCUCUUAACACGUAUGGACCCAGAACUUAAUUGAGCAGCUGACCAAUUAAGUGAGACUUUAGUUCUGGGUUAGCCAAGAUUAGCUAAGUAUCAAAGAGACAAAACGUCUGUAUAAAUCAUGUAUAUGGUAAGAAUUUAGGAAAUUGACAUUCAGAAAGUGGUAUGUGUUUUUGGUUUUGCUGUAUUUGUGGACAGAACUAUACUGUAUUUAUGGACAGAACUAUACUGUGUUUGUGGACAGAACUAUACUGUAUUUAUGGACAGAACUAUACUGUAUUUGUGGACAGAACUAUACUGUGUUUGUGGACAGAACUAUACUGUGUUUGUGGACAGAACUAUACUGUAUUUAUGGACAGAACUAUACUGUACAAUGUCCAUACCAUCCCUUACUUUGCCCCAGGUACAGUUGAAGUCGGAAGUUUACAUACACUUAGGUUGUAGUCAUUAAAACUCAUUUUUCAACCACUCCACACAUUCCUUGUUAACAAACUAUAGUUUUGGCAAGUCGGUUAGGACAUCUACUUUGUGCAUGACACAAGUAAUUUUUCCAACAAUUGUUUACAGACAGAUUAUUUCACUUAUAAUUUACUGUAUCACAAUUCCAGUGGGUCAGAAGUUUACAUACAAUAAGUUGACUGUGCCUUUAAACAGCUUGGAAAAUUCCAGAAAAUGAUGUCAUGGCUUUAGAAGCUUCUGAUAGGCUAAUUGACAUCAUUUGAGUCAAUUGGAGGUGUACCUGUGGAUGUAUUUCAAGGCCUACCUUCAAACUCAGUGCCUCUUUGCUUGACAUCAUGGGAAAAUCAAAAGAAAUCAGCCAAGACCUCAGAAAAAAAUGUGUAGACUUCCACAAGUCUGGUUCAUCCUUGGGGGCAAUUUCCAAACACCUGAAGGUACCACGUUCAUCUGUACAAACAAUAGUACGCAAGUAUAAACACCAUGGGACCACGCAGCCGUCAUACCGCUCAGGAAGGAGACACGUUCUGUCUCCUAGAGAUGAACGUACUUUGGUGCGAAAAGUGCAAAUCAAUCCCAGAACAACAGCAAAGGACCUUGUGAAGAUGCUGGAGGAAACAGGUACAAAAGUAUCUAUACCCACAGUAAAACAAGUCCUAUAUCGACAUAACCUGAAAGGCCGCUCAGCAAGGAAGAAGCCACUGCUCCAAAACCGCCAUAAAAAAGCCAGACUAUGGUUUGCAACUGCACAUGGGGAGAAAGAUCGUACUUUUUGGAGAAAUGUCCUCUGGUCUGAUGGAACAAAAAUAGAACUGUUUGGCCAUAAUGACCAUCGUUAUGUUUGGAGGAAAAAGGGGGACGCUUGCAAGCCGAAGAACACCAUCCCAACCGUGAAGCACGGGGGUGGCAGCAUCAUGCUGUGUGGGUGCUUUGCUGCAGGAGGGACUUGUGCACUUCACAAAAUAGAUGGCAUCAUGAGGAAGGAAAAUUAUGUGGAUAUAUUGAAGCAACAUCUCAAGACAUCAUUCAGGAAGUUAAAGCUUGGUCGCAAAUGGUUCUUCCAAAAGGACAAUGACUCCAAGCAUACUUCCAAAGUUGUGGCAAAAUGGCUUAAGGACAACAAAGUCAAGGUAUUGGAGUCACCAUCACAAAGCCCUGACCUCAAUCCUAUAGAAUAUUUGUGGGCAGAACUGAAAAGGCGUGUGCGAGCAAGGAGGCCUACAAACCUGACUCAGUUACACCAGCUCUGUCAGGAGGAAUGGGCCAAAAUUCACCCAACUUAUUGUGUGAAGCUUGUUGAAGGCUACCCAAAACGUUUGACCCAAGUUAAACAAUUUAAAGGCAAUGCUACCAAAUACUAAUUGUGUGUAUGUAAACUUCUGACCCACUGGGAAUGUGAUGAAAUAAAUAAAAGCUGAAAUAAAUUGUUCUCUCUACUAUUAUUCUGACAUUUCACAUUCUUAAAAUAAAGUGGUGAUCCUAACUGACCUAAGACAGGGCAUUUUUACUAGGAUUAAAUGUCAGGAAUUGUGAAAAACUGAGUUUAAAUGUAUUUGGCUAAGAUAUAUGUAAACUUCCGACUUCAACUGUAUAUGUUUGUGUAACAUGAUAUAAUGUUAAAUGUCUAAUGUAGUCUUGUUGCUCUUUAGGCUGUUCUGCCGUCUGACCCCUCCUCUGUGUCUGAACUUCCUGGGUCUGAUCCACAUGGACUCUGCCAUCUCCCACCAACUGAAGGAGCAGACGGCCUACACCUCUGUAAAACACAACACAUUCUUCUGACACUGAUAGAACGUAUUCGUUGAUGUGUUAUUUUCUUCAUAUUGAUGAUACGUCACUUCUCUGCAGAUCAUGGGUUCUAUGAGGGUCUUAUCGUUCAUCGCUAAUGGUUUCUAUAUCUACUACCCCAUGCUUAUAUUGCUGCUAUGUAUCGCUACCUACUUCAGGUGAGUCCAGCCUGCUGUUUAGAUUAUGAAAUUACAAUACAUUUGUGGUGUAGACAAACACAUCAAUAAUACUACGAUACGGAAUGAUAUCAACUUGCUAUUCUACAAUGAGUACUCCACCAAUGACCCAAAAGGACUAUCAGCACACAUACAUACUGUGCAAGAAUAAGUAUUGAUUAAUGACAGAUCAACACUGUUUCUGUAUGAACCCUUUAGCCUGGGUACCCGCUGUCUGAACCUCCUGGGCUUUCAGCAGUUUGUGGGAGACAAUGAAAUGACCUCUGACUUGAUUGAUGAGGGCAAGGAGCUCAUUCGACGAGGUUUGGCCCCACUUGAUCUGAAUUAAAACCAUUUGACAGUGGAAAAAGCUUUGGUUUUCUGUGUACGUGUUGUUUACUCAAACAUCGGUACUUAGUGAUUUCUCUGUGUUUCUGACAGAGAAAAGAAAGCGCCAAAGGACAGAGGAUGGAGAGAACCGACGAAGGGUGAGUCCCUAGCUUAAAUUUCCCAUGCCCCUUUUAGUAUGUGUGUUGGUUGCUAUUUUUGCAGAGAAACGGAUCAAGGUGUUAACGUCAGGCUUGUGCCUGUGUUCUAGGAGUGGAAGGAGCGCUAUGGUAACACGCGGGAGGACACCGCCAGGAACAGGAAUAGAAAUGAAGCAGCAGAAAUGACGGAGACUAACUACUCUGAUACUGUCCCUAUCCCUAACACUAACCCUAACAGACGUAAGUGAAUGGUCGCAAAGCCUACUUAAAUUACAUUAUGCUUGUUUUCUACAGUUUGGCUAGAUUUUACUCAUUGCUUUGUUAAACAAUGAAUCAAUGUUUUGUUUGCUCUUGUAGUGUCAUGGCUUAUCUUGAUGACACGAAGGAUAUCGACACCACAACUUCAUAAAAAAAAUUCUAAGUCCCUUAUUGAAUGUAUCUAAAUUUAACUGCGGAAGGCAGUGAUAUGGUAUUGAUCAUUAUUUUUUCAUCAACAGAGGCGAAGUACUCUCGGACUGGCAGAGGAACAGAGAGAGACUCUAUAGAACUUCUCGAGGACGCGGAGCCUUUGGACUUCAAUGCAGAGACAGUUUCAGACGACCCUCUUGAAGCAGACUCCACCAGGUAAGAGGUCCUCCAGUCCCCACUCUAUCUAAAUAAGUGUGUUAGUUUCACAUUCUGCUCUGCUGUGGACGAUACCUGUAAGCAAAUAACACAAAGUGUGUGUUGUUAAACAUAUGCUCACUGUGCCUCUCCAUUUUGCAGGCAUGUACCAGGCAGGUACCUGUCCAUGUCCUCGUCACGGAGCAGAAUCUUUGAUGAUGUUUGAGAGGAGUAGCGAGGGAGAGUCGAAGGAACAGGAAAGCUAAAUAUUGCACAUACAUUUUCAUCCUCCACUCAUCCACCUUGCAGGGAAGACAAUACGAAGGAGAGACGCUCUCUCAACCUCUGUGAAUGUAGCACAUGACCUCUAUCUUCCUCUACACUAUUGGCAUGAUGUAUCUGCUGCCCCUCAUCUCCAAUAGCUUGUCGCCUGUCAGAACACUCCAGUGGCUGUUGAUAUACACUUCCCCAUCAGGCAGAUAGAGGUCCUCCCCUGUGCCAGCCAGUGUGCAGCAUGUCAUGAAUGCAAAUCCGUACCCCAUUUGGGUUCAUCACUGUUUCUCAUCCGUUAAACCACGUCAUCAUUUCUGUUAUUACUUAUGCAUGAAUUUCCGUUCAAGGUCCUCUUCGCGUGGUACCCCCUGUGAUCUUUACAAUGUAUGUAUAAAGUGUGUCUUCCCUCAAAAAUAUGGUUGAUGGGCUGAGUACAUUGUUAAUCAUUUUGAUGAGAAGAUAAGUAAUUACUACUAAUUAAGUAUCUUUUUGGAGGAAGACAUAUUUAUACAUUAUGAAGUUGUAUUUAACCCCUGGAAAGAAGAAAUAGUGAAAUAGUGGAACAAAUGAUCAAUGUUUCAAUGAAUUAGUAUUUUGUUGCCAGUCUUAUAUUAUUCUGGUAUAUGGAUGGAAGGACAGUUCCUUCGGUCUGUUUCUGAAGCUGCUACCAUAGAAACUGAGUGUACAGUGUAUAGACCUAUAGUCCUCGAUUUAAUGUGCAAUCUAUGUGAUCCAGCCCACACUGAGUUAACUGAAUUAGCACAUAGUGUUUGUACUGCCCAUAGAGCUAAAUCCUAACUUGAGAUGCAGUAUGUGUUCUUAUCGUGCACGUGAAUUGAUGUGAGAUCUGUGAAAAUCGGAUCUCAAGUUGGAAUUCGGCCCAUAAUGCUAGCGAUGCAAUUGAUGGAGGUCAACUGAUACAAAAAAUAUAUUUACCAUUGCUCUUAAUUGUGAUGUAUUCUCUAUGUUCUAUUCCGAGUGUCAAAAUGACCUUUAAACUUUUGUUUAAAAAUAGUUUUUUUGGAAUUCUGUUGAAAGGCAUGUUUAAAAAUAAUUUUCAAUAUUGUGUCAUUAGCCAUUGACUGCUUGAUAUUAGUAACGCCUUAUUUAUUGUCAAACCAUUUGAAUUGUAGGUGUUAAAAAUUAUCUACUGAAGUCUUUUUGGGAUAUCAUUGUGCCAUAUUGUUUUAUUUUAGUUGUUUACAAAAAUGGCUAAUUUAAUUUUUUGUCCAGUUAUGAUUUCAUUGUUUUAUUUUAGUUGUUUACAAAAAUGGCUAAUUUAAUUUUUUGUCCAGUUAUGAUUUCAUUGUUUUUGGUUUAAUUACUUGGCUCAAGUCGAAAAAGAAAAGUGACCUUUAAAUGUAUUUCAUUUAAAUAUUUAUUCUUACAUUGUUCAAGAGGUCUUGCUGGAAGGUACUGUGAGGCAACAGGUCAUUAUGUCACUGAAAUACAGUCUCAAACACCUUUCACAGCAGUUGACCUAGAAGUAUGUCUUCAUGUUGUGUCAACUUGAAACAACUACUAUAACUGUAUGAGCUUGGUUGGAUGAGGAAUUCGGUUAAGACACACACACAGUCAGUAGCAUGCAGGUCAAAUGCAUGGUAUUCACCUUUGAAGGAGUUGGACGAUUAUUCUAAAAUCGUGUUUAAUUGUUUUGUAAUCUGCUGUAAAUAUUAUAGAUUUAACUAUUCCCCCGUCUCUCAAUGUCUUUGUUAAUGAUGCCCUCUUGUAUAUUUUGUUUUAUUUUUAUUAUAUUGUUCUAUUAAUAUAGUAGACAAAGGUCAACACAUGUACAACAUGCUAUUUAUUGUAAAUUAAUUUAACGUCAUCGGUUAACAAUGUUAACAAAGGUCACUGGUAACCAUGGGUAAAAAAUGGUCUUGUCAGGUUAGAUUCCCCUUUAUCUCCUUACAAUCUCUUUUUGUAAAAAGUAAGAAAUGAAUUAAAGUGAUGCUCCCAAACGUUUGUAUAAUUUCAACCACUAGUUUUGAAAGUGGUUCUCACGAGCCAAAACGGGUCCCAGUUUUUUGUGUACUACGUCAACCAAUUUUGUACUAUGUCAUCCAUUUUGUAUAUUAUGUUACAUUCUGAUUUUUUAUUUUAUGCAAUUCCUAUGAUAUGUUACGAAUCCAAUUCGUACAAUAUGUUACGAAUUUGUUGUGCUUAAGAUCCUGAACUGCAUCUUUAAAGUAAAGUUCCUAAUGAAUUAUAUAGAAGAGUGUAGUGUUAGUGAGAUGCACUACAUGACCAAAAGUAUGUGGACACCUGUUUGUCGAACAUCUAAUUUCAAAAUCAUGGGCAUUAAUAU